AUGGCCGAAGAAACGUCGGCUAAUCGCAAUGUCGAAAUGUGGAAGAUCAAGAAGCUCAUUAAGAGUUUAGAAAUGGCAAGAGGAAAUGGAACAUCAAUGAUAUCCCUGAUCAUACCGCCCAAGGAUCAGUACGUUCCGCCGAAUGGCUUGGUGAUUUACUGCGGCACCAUCGUCACCGAUGAGGGCAAAGAGAAGAAGGUGAACAUUGAUUUUGAGCCCUUCAAGCCAAUCAACACCUCACUGUAUUUGUGCGAUAACAAGUUCCACACAGAGGCCCUCACAGCUCUUUUGGCCGAUGACAACAAGUUCGCUUUCAUCGUGAUGGAUGGUAACGGAGCCCUGUUUGGCACCCUGCAAGGAAAUGCUAAGCAGGUCCUUCACAAAUUCAGUGUUGAUUUACCAAAGAAGCAUGGCAGGGGUGGGCAGUCAGCACUUCGUUUCGCCCGCCUUAGAAUGGAGAAGCGCCAUAACUACGUACGAAAAGUGGCCGAGGUGGCCACGCAACUGUUUAUCAGUUCCGAUAAACCAAAUGUGGCUGGCAUAAUCCUUGCCGGAUCAGCAGAUUUCAAGACUGAGCUGUCUCAAUCCGACAUGUUUGACCCCCGCCUCCAAUCGAAAAUCAUCAAGCUGGUGGACGUAUCCUACGGUGGGGACAAUGGCUUUAAUCAGGCCAUAGAGCUUGCAUCCGAACCAUUGCAGAACGUCAAGUUCAUACAAGAGAAGAAGCUAAUUGGCCGCUACUUCGAAGAGAUCGCACAGGACACCGGUAAAUUCUGUUUCGGCGUGGACGAUACCUUGCGCGCCCUGGAACUCGGCGCCGUUGAGACCCUUAUCUGCUGGGAGAACCUCGACAUUCAGAGAUACGUGCUGAAAUCACACUCGAAGGAAGAGACCAUCCUGCAUCUGACGCCGGAACAGGGGAAGGACAAAACCCAUUUCACCGAUAAAGAUAGAGCUACAGUUGGUCGGUGGGUACCGAGGGCUUUCUGCGGGAGCGAGAGCGAAACAGAGGAUACGAGUCGUGCAGCAGCGUUAACAUGGCCAUCCAAGUCGCCUGAUCUAAACCCAAUUGAAAAUUUGUGGGAGCCAAUGGUUCCGAAACUAGAAACUAGC
Iphiclides podalirius (scarce swallowtail) is the source of this 1113-nucleotide messenger RNA. NCBI's taxonomy places the organism in Eukaryota, Metazoa, Arthropoda, Insecta, Lepidoptera, Papilionidae. The record is from the annotation of a GenBank genome assembly.